AUGUCCCAGACCCGGUUACUAGACCUGGUUAAGACUCAGUGUCGCAUCUUUUCCCUCAACUUCAAUCCGCAAAGACUCCGAUUAGGGAAUAAGAUCCUUAGACAACGCCUCCGUGGCCCGGCACUCGCAGCAUGGUACCCAAAGAAAACGGUCGCUUUCCAAGAUCUCCAAAACACAUACAAACCUCUCGGAUUAACUACAUUUGAUGAGGCCGAAGAUGAUCGAGAGGAGGCAAUUCAAAUGUCCGUGACCGGUAUCCUCCGUGCUGUAUAA
This is a messenger RNA of Penicillium angulare, 273 nucleotides long. RefSeq names its product mitochondrial 37S ribosomal protein mS33. The transcript is spliced from 2 exons. The coding region runs from base 1 to 273 and encodes 90 amino acids. Gene Ontology annotation, cellular component: mitochondrion. The record is from RefSeq and is a predicted model, not a curated record. Lineage: Eukaryota; Fungi; Ascomycota; Eurotiomycetes; Eurotiales; Aspergillaceae.